AUGUGUCCUAUUCCGGUUUUUUCAUUCUUUCAGUUCCCAAAAAUCACGAUCAAUCAGGAUAUUUUAUUUUCAAUUUAUUGCAGACCAUCAAAAUUUGAACCAUUUGAAAUAGAAAUACUCUAUUUCAUAAUUUUCAUUUUAUGUAAAAAUUCUAUUUUCAUUUGGACAAAAACAGAAAAGCAGAAUGCCCAGCAACGGCUGUCACGUAAACGAAAAAGUCGCUGGCAAGAUACGGAAGAUGAUUCGGUUCUGAGCGGCCUGCCCACUGUCAUUCCUCCGGGUCUAACUAAGGCGCAAGAGGAGCAGUAUAUCAUGCAAUUGCAAAUAGAGGAAAUAACAAGAAGGUUACGAUCUGGCGAGUUAGGCAUCCCCCAAAGAGCAGAAGACAGGUCUCCCUCUCCUGAACCAAUUUAUGGCCCUGACGGAAAGAGAACGAACACAAGGGAAAUUAGAGUUAGGAAGAAAUUGGAGGAAGAGAGGCACAAGCUAAUUUUAAUCGUCAUGAAAACUAACCCUGAGUAUAAGCCACCUUUCGACUACAAGCCGACUAACAUAAAAGUUAGUGAAAAGAUUGUCAUACCCCAAGAAGAUUACCCAUUGUUGAAUUUUGUCGGCCUGCUCAUUGGACCCAGAGGAAACACACUGAAAACUCUUGAAAAAGAGACCGGGGCGACAAUAAUAAUUCGAGGUAAGGGCUCAGUGAAAGAGGGCAAAUUAGGGACAAAAAACGGCAUUCCCCUUCCAGGACAGGACGAACCUCUGCAUGCCUAUGUCACAUCCACCAAUCCCGAUUCCGUGAAGAAGGCCAUUGAAAGGAUAAAAGAAAUAAUAAAGGAGGGCAUAGCCAUUCCGGAUGGGGACAACGACCUUCGAAGGCAACAACUCCGAGAGCUCGCACUCUUGAAUGGUACCCUUAGAGAAGGGGAUGCUUUAUCAAAACUGAAGCAACUACAGCAGGCACAGUCGAUCGUUACCAACACCAUCCUGUGUACCGUCUGUGGUGGGGCCGGACACAUUGCCCCUGACUGCAAACAGAAACGGUUAGUUGAUUGGCUGGUUGAUUGGUUGAUUGUUUGUUUGAUUGAUUGA
Helobdella robusta is the source of this 1089-nucleotide messenger RNA. RefSeq lists its product as hypothetical. Gene Ontology annotation, molecular function: zinc ion binding; mRNA binding. Gene Ontology annotation, cellular component: nucleus. The coding region runs from base 1 to 1089 and encodes 362 amino acids. NCBI's taxonomy places the organism in Eukaryota, Metazoa, Annelida, Clitellata, Rhynchobdellida, Glossiphoniidae. The record is from RefSeq and is a predicted model, not a curated record. Gene Ontology annotation, biological process: regulation of mRNA splicing, via spliceosome. The transcript has 6 exons.